Messenger RNA from Osmerus eperlanus (European smelt), 2466 nucleotides. RefSeq lists its product as uncharacterized. The transcript is spliced from 4 exons. The record is from RefSeq and is a predicted model, not a curated record. Bases 645 to 1409 code for a protein of 254 amino acids. NCBI's taxonomy places the organism in Eukaryota, Metazoa, Chordata, Actinopteri, Osmeriformes, Osmeridae.
CGUCUGCACACAGCACAGCACGGCUGAGACAGCACACACACACACACACACACACACUAGGAACAACUAGUUAUUAUACUAGUAAAUGACUAGUAAUCAAAGUAACCAUCAUGAAAGGAAAUUAGUCUUUUUUUAUAUAAAUAAACUAGGUUAGGGGUAGCCAAGUUCAGAAGAGCCUAACAUGCAGGUUGAGGAUCUACAGUAUAGUGAUUGGGUCAUUUCACUUAAUUUGGAUCUUGGAAUCUCGUCCAGCAAAAUUUGAAAAUGACCGAAUCUAGUUGCUACUCCUGAGUCUUAUGAAAGAUUUUUUUUACAAUGAACAAAUCGCUGAUGAGUGACCCAUCACUGGUGUAUCUCCACCUGCAGCCCCCAGGGGGCGUCUCCCAGCCGAGGCCCAGGGAACUGACCUGCUGGUGGGCAGGGACCAGGGACCUGUCUGCCUCCACCUCUGGGUCGCUCAUGGAGGAGACCUCAUCAUCACUGCUGCUGGAGUACUCCUCCUUGACGCUGGAAGCUGCACGGGAAGAGCUCAAGUGAGUGGAAAGGAAACUGAGGACUUGGUGAAGCUGCGUGUGUCCAAUCAGCAUCUGUUCUCAGGGAAGAGGAAUGCUGCCAAGUAUGCAUGGAGGUCCAUUCUGAAGCACAUGGGACUGCAGGGGACUGUGACACACUGCCAGGCCAGCAAGAAAUGGGACAACCUCAAAAAGAAGUACAAGGAGCUAAAGCACCCUCCGGGGUGUGUGAAGGUGUCCCCGGACCAGUGGCCGUUCUUCAGCCUGAUGAGUGAAGCUCUGGGGGGGCGUCUGGCAGGCAGCGCCCCCCUGCUGCUCCCCCAGACCUCAGCCAACACAGAGGAGGACUUCCUGCCCAGCAGGAAGAGGAAGCGGACGUCCCCGCCACGCCCCACGCAGCGCCGGGGCCCCACGGAGGUGGAGGUUCUGCUCAACGAGGAGGAGGAGGAGGGGAGGAGCAGGGAUAUGGAGCUGGAUAUGGAGGAGGAGGUGGAGAAGGAGCGAGCGACACUGGAGAGAGGCAGAGCGACACUGGAGGGCGACAGAGCUCUGCUGGAGAGGGAGAUGCAGGCACUGCAGAGAGAGAAAGCAGGGAUGGAGAGAGAGAUGGCCGCCUUGGAGAGAGAGAGGGCCGUGAUGGAGAGAGAGAGGGCCGUGAUGGAGAGAGAGAGGGCCGUGAUGGAGAGAGAGAGAAGGAUGAUGGAGAAGGACAGGGCCAUGUUGAUCCGGGACAAACGUGUCCUGGACAGAGACCGCAAGGCUGUGGAGAGACGUGGGUCUGUGUGGGAUGGAGAGACGAGAGCGGAGGGAGGAGGGGAGGAAGAGAGAGACUCAGCGCUGCAGGAGAGAAGGGAACGUUUCCUCAACCUGUUUGAGAAGCUGAUCGAAGCUCUCUGAGGUGGGAUGGUCAUUCUUUUUACGUUAAUUUAUUGAUUCAUUAUUGAAACUUGAGUAUACACUACUGUAUACAUAUUCUAUGUAUACAAUAUACAUACAUAUAUAUAUAUGUAUGUAUAUUGUAUAUAUAUACAUACAUAUAUAUAUAUAAAUAGAAUACGCAAUGCUUUUAUGAAAAAGUACCUGUGAAGCAGUACUAGAGCAUCUCUUCAUGAAUGUUUAUUAGAACGUUUCUGUUUGUUGUUCAUGUUAAAAGUUUAUGUUUGUUGGUCAUGUUAAAAGUUUGUAGUGUUACGAGUUUCAAAGACAACGGUGAGCCACUCCCAGGUCGGAGAGGUCAUCAAUACAUCUUUAUUCACUUGUGGUAUUUCCAUACAAAGCACACAAUAGCAAGCUAUUAUGGUUGUUACCCCCCUCCCCCCACACCCAUACCCCCACCACUCAUACAAUACGCUUAGAUUAUUUAUGAAUAAGCUAUUGUGCAUGGUCAAAACAUCACUUUGAAAUGUAUCAUACCAAAUAUUGCAGUUCAUGUAAAAAAAAAAUAAAAAAAAAAAUGAAAAAAAAAAAAAAACGUUUUCUGAAUAUAUAUAUUUUUAUAUUACAGUACAGAUUUUACAACAAAUGCUUGUGUUUAAAUGCUUCUUUUAUUGCAUUAGAACCUCAGUUCACCUUCACUCAGCUCCUGCUUCCAUUAGUAUAAAUGAACAUUUCCAAAUGUGUUAGAUUUGUCAUUAAUAUUAAUAUUAUUUUUUUCUUUACAAAACAAACAUAUUUAAACAAUAUUACUGGUGGUCUUUGCCAGGCGAGCCCAUUCAAACCAAACCAACACGUGAUCACUUGUUUGCUGGCGAUCAAUAAAAUGUAUUUAUGAGAGUAGAAUGUUCUCCAUUUCAUCAAGUUGUGGAACAGUUUGGAUGUUGACAAAGUUCUCUGUACGUGUGUGUGUGUAAGUGGGACCAAUAGCCUUAAAUAGUGUUUACACUAGGUAGAUGAUGGUAUGUGCAGAUUGCUGUUGAUCAUUGGCAUGAUUUUAUUGUUUGUUGGGUUGUUGUGU